Monosiga brevicollis MX1 is the source of this 8937-nucleotide messenger RNA. RefSeq lists its product as uncharacterized. Lineage: Eukaryota; Choanoflagellata; Craspedida; Salpingoecidae. Gene Ontology annotation, cellular component: cytoplasm. The transcript is spliced from 42 exons. The record is from RefSeq and is a predicted model, not a curated record. Bases 1 to 8937 code for a protein of 2978 amino acids.
AUGGUGUUCUCUCUGAAUUUCUGGUUUGCUCCCUCUCUCUCUCUCCAAUUUCAUCUCUCACCCUCUAACUUUAUCUCUCUGUCUCUCUCUCUCUCUCUCUCUCAAACUCUCUCUCUCUCAAACUCUCUCUCUCUCUCUCUCUCUCUCUCUCUCAAACUCUCUCAAACUCUCUCAAACUCUCUCUCUCUCUCUCUCUCUCAAACUCUCUCAAACUCUCUCAAACUCUCUCAAACUCUCUCAAACUCUCUCUCUCUCAAACUCUCUCUCUCUCUCUCUCUCUCUCUUGUGACUGAUGAAUUUCUCAAGAUUCUUACAGUCGCUGUCUCAGGCCUUCUCAAAGCCUGUGCCGAUGUCGACUCGGACGUGCGCAUGCAUGCCGACGAACACCUCAAUCGUCUUAUUCAGGCGCUCAUGGACCGCCACCUGAGCCGCUUGCAGAAUGAGCUCUUCAAGGCCGUCAAGAUGGAAUCAGCCCCCACUCGCAUGGUGCGCGCCGCCCUCAUCAAGUUUGCUGACCUGGUUCACCUCCUCAAACCACUGCGCCGCUUCAAGUACGUCAAGGUCAUGGUACCUCGCCUGCGCGUCCUGCUGGCCAGCAACGAUGAAACCCUGCAGGAAACCUUGGCCACGUGCAUGGAAAAGAUCUGCGACGCCACAGGGCUCUACUUUGCGGAUGAUCAAGUUCAGGACCUUCUUACUCAACUAUUGGAAAACCUCAACAGCGAAAGCGCCACCGUGCGCCGGUCGAGCACAACAUCAGCCAUUGCCGUCUGCUCCGGCAGCAGUCGGCCCCUUUACUACCUCAAGCUCUUUCUGAACAGCCUCUUUGCCCUCACUCCAACCACGCACAACAACGAGCUCUCCCACGCCAAGGAGCAGGAACACACCAUUUUGGGAGCCUUGCUUGCCUUUCGAAAGCUCAUGACCGAGUUUAGCAUCAAAGCACAGGAAGCUGUGACUCCUGACCAGCUCCUAGACAGUCACACCAAUGAGCGACUCUUCCAUUUUCUUUUGGCUUGCUUGCAGCAUGAAAGUCACAACGUGCUGACGGGCGCUCUCGAGGCCUUGAUUCAGCAACUGGACUCUAUUCGUGGCAAACUUGUACAUUGGAUGCGCCAGCCGGAACGCUUGCAUGAGUGUGCCAAUGUUCUCUCCCGCUUCAUUUUGGAUCCCAAGCGUCGCGACCGCGUUAGGGACCAGCUAGUUCGAGGCAACGUCUACUCCCUCUUUGGAUCUCUCAUUAAGCAUUCGUUGGUGCAUACGCACCUGGUCUUUUCUGAUGUACCCUUGCCCAGCAAGGAUCUCAUGGAGAUUGGGGUGUUUGGCGUCAAACCCAUUUCCGUGUUGGAGCUGUGUCGUCUUCUAGUCGAAGCACUCAACGACUCCAUUGCCACUGCGGCUCGAAGUGCCGUGGCGGCGCUUCGUUAUUGCCUUCCACAAGUACUGAAGAGCACACACGGCGGAGUGGCUGUGGAGAUUCAUCAUUGUAUACUGGCCCUUCGCCACUCUUCGUACUGGUUGCUGAAAACCGAGUUGGUAGACUUGAUUGGCGAGACCGAGUAUCUGCUCGUUCAUUUCCUGGAGUCCUCAAGUGUCGACCUCGGUGACUCGGCCUUGCUUCCUACCACGCCCGUUUCCAUGCCACAGCGUCACCGCAAUCUUACUGGUCAAACCCUGCAGGACGCGUCCUUGGAAACCAUUCUGCUCCUUCUAGGGGAUGCGGACGCUCGUGUUCGUGAAGCAUCUGCCGCUUGCCUGCUCAAGCUGGUGUCACGCUUGUUCUAUGUGGAAGACUGGCCUGGCCAAGAUGCCUUUACCGCUCUCGUGGAGCGGGAUGUGGCCUUUCUCACCGGCAUUGCCAGCAAGGCGUCUUGGACUGCCACGGGCCGGGAUCAGGAGCGGCCUGAACUCCAUGCCCAUGUACCACGAGCAAAUUUGUCACGCCUUGUGGCCAUGCUAGUCGCUCGCCUCUACUCUUCGCAAAGCAAGACGGUCAUUGUGGGCAUGUAUCAUGGUUUGAACGUGCUGACGGCUCGCAACAACGUCCCAGACAUUGUGCAACGACCUGCACGUGGACAUCCGCCCGCUGUUCAGCCCGAAGAUGUCCUUCCUCUUGCACUUGCCCAUAUCAAGCUGAGCUGGAUUGCCUCAGACCUGGGUGCCCAUGCCGACGUUUUAAACCUCGUUGGCAAUUUGUUACGGAGUGCCAACAAAUCCUACGCUGCGCCCUUUGUGCUCCCGCUCCUCGUACAUGUGCUCCGCAUGAUCAACAUGUGUGUGCAUAUCUUUGAUAAGAAAGUUCCCACCUUGAACAAGACCACGAAACAAGAGAGGAGAUCCACCACUUCCUCGCCACGCAGCGAUGCCGGCACCACAGCCCCCUCUGCAAUGGAUUUGGCAGACGAUCUCUCGCCCUUGCCGGGCAAGCCGUUGGGAUACUUCACACACUUGCCAUAUUACAUUGAGCUCUAUCAAUUGUUGCACUCCGCUUACGUCUCCAACAAGAUUACGCUUUCCUCCCAGUCGGUAUCCAAAUUCGGCCACAUGGUGCGCACUUGCUUAGAAGUCUUGACGAUACUCGUCGAGGUGGAAGGCUCGUCCUUCCACCAAUAUGCCGCCGAAGUUCUUCAAUACUUGCAGAGCGUGGUGGCUCCUGAGCCUCGAGCUGUGCUUCUGUGCGUGCAUCAGUUGAUUCAGGCCUUGUUUGAGCCACCAAGAAUCAUGAUUCAGACUGAAGGCGGCUUGGAGGGCAGCCUGCGGGUGGACAGUGCCACUCUGCUGUUGGGCUACUAUGAACGCUGCAUUGAUGACUCGCCAGUCACAACGCGCCGACGGGCCACGGGAGCCAAAGCCGACAAAGAAGCCAUGUUCUCCUUUGUGCGCAUGUUUGAGCCUCUGGUGAUGCGCGCCAUGAAUCUUUUUACAACCACAGCGUCGGUCACGUUGCAGCAACAAAUCAUCUUCCUAAUUUGUCGACUGAUGCAAAUGCGCGUCAACUACCGAGUCCUUGAUAAGAACCUGAUUUUCAAAACGGCCGUGGACAGCCACUAUGACUCAAUUGUGGAGGGACGUGUGCGCAAGCCCCAGAACCUCCUGUCUUACAUGUUUCAGUUCCUGGCUCUUCUGGCCAUGCAUCAGCUUAGGUUUGCGCUUUUUCCCACACUUGCCUACGCCGCGCAGGACUACCCGGAAAUCGUGACAAUGGAGAGUCUCAUUGAAAAGGCUAACCGUCUCUUGACUUCGCACCACCUCACACCACGCCAAGCCAUCCCUGCGUUUCGGCCGCUGGUGCACGAGCUAUUUGUUGUCCAGGGCCACGUCAAAUAUCCCUCUGCUCAACUACAGGCCCAGCAAUCACUUUUGCUUGACUCGCUAUUGCAAAUGGUCUCCUUCUCAGCCGUGCAGGAGCAGCUCGUGGCCUUGCUCAAAUCCAUUUCCAGCGAUCAAGAUCGCUAUCGAUCACUCUCCCGCAAAGUGGUGGAUGCAUUGCGCAGUGCGAUCAAUUCACAGCAGGUGGAAGUCCGCUCGCCGCGCUCCCUGAGCAUCCUUCACACGCUUCUGCAAAGCGUAGCUGAAGUGGCCCUGUCGCCCAUCGAGCUGAUUUUACUGGACGCCACCGACGUAGCCGCUGCGCACGUCAUGAAGGACCUUUCCGUUCAUGAUGAUGAGGAUGCAUGCCGCUAUUGGUUGCCACAGUUCAUUGCGUUGCAAGCCGUCGUGGCGCGUAAUGACGGCCACGCCGUCCAGAGCGGUUUGGAGCGUAUGCUCGUCAAGCAACGCCUGGCCACGCCUGACGCCGGGAAUGUCUCAGAGCGAGCCGCCUCUACCUGGAUGGACCUCUUAUUCCGCGCCAUGUUGAAGUGCUCUCACGAGCUGGCCCACGGUGAUGCUGUCUCACGCACGUACACCACGCAACAAAUGGCUCAACUCCUCAAGCACGCGACGGCAUUUCUGGAACGUCUGGAACGUGACUCGUGGCUUCUUGCUGCGGCACGCUCGGCCGCGCGCGACGCAGCUGCGACCAUCACGGCCAAUCUGCAACUGAUCGUUUUUAGUGACCCCCUCCUCAUCAUGCUCUGGAGUCGUCUCUUAAGUCGGGUUGAGGCAACCAGCGAUGAAAGUGUGCAAGUGUUUGCACAUGAUGAUCCAAAGGAGGUCUUGUCGGUUAUUCGGGGUGCCUCGCCUGAUUGGGCGCGCCUACUCUUGCACCUCGUGCGAGAGCGACCCUUGCGAUCACUGCUCACGACCAUGUGUGAGCAUUCACCGCCCUUGGCCAUGGCGGCCUGCGAGCUAUUGGGCGAGGCCAUUGCUGAGGGUGCCAACUGGCCUGUGGCACCCGCCGAGCAAAUGAGUGUGAUGCAGACCAUUGACCACUACCUAGCCUCUGUCAGCAACGAGGUUGCUUUGCAGAAGCUACUUCGUAUUCCGCUUUUGGCCAUUCAGGACGACAACGAGGAGAUGUUUGCCGUCUAUCUUCGCGAGCUGGGCCAGCACAAGUGUGCAUCCAGUUUACCAAUUCGUACUUUGAUUGAGGCCUAUGCACCGCCUAUCUCCGGCGAUCCUGCACCCGACCCCAAGGCAGUCAUUCGCCAAGCGUUGUUGGAUGUACCUCAAGGAGCAGUGGAGACGCACGCCACGAGCAUCGCCCGAGCCAUUCUGGAGCUGCCUGUUGAUCAGCUUAGGGAGGUGACAACGGCGUCUUGGAUGCCGACCUCCAUGUUCCGUCCGCUGCUUCUCGUGACGGUGCAAACGGCAGAGCGCAUGGCCGUAAUCAAACCGUUCAAGGACUCUAUUGAUGCCGACAACAGCUCUGAUCAAGAGUACAUGGAGGCCGUGGCGUCGCGGGCUGGACUGAGCGAUGAGGCUGCGUCAUCCCAGAUUACUGAUGCCGUCAGCAAGCUGCGUGUUGUCAUUUCAUCCUGCUUACACACGAUUGAGCACUGCCAGACUGAGCCAUGUGUGGUACAUCUGGCCGUCACGCUGAUGCAACUGCAUCGCGUCUCUCGUACUUGCUCCAAUCCUCUCUGGCAUUACAGUGGGCUACAGGACUGCAUUCAGUUGGAUGUGGCCACUCUACAGGCCCUACUGCAGUAUUGGCUCGACGAGUCGGAACGCUGCUUGCGCCUCUUGCGCGCGCAGGCACGCCUCACCACCGAGCACCUCAGUGCUACGUUAACGGGUAUCGCCGAGCUGCUAGCCAUCCUGAGCCCAGAGCAACUCGUUGGCGAGCAGAUAACGACAGAGGGGGCAAGAGAUGGCCACGAUGCUGCCUCGCCUGAUGGUUUCAUGGUUGCGGAGCGCAUUGCUCCCAUGAUCGAACUCAUGCACGAGCUACGACGCACCGCGAGAUUUGGCUGCUUUCUACCCGACCCUUUGACGCCCCAGAAAAGUUAUGAGGAGCAGCUAACGCUGGCCUUGGCCGAGCAGACCGAGCCACCAAUGCAGCCUCCAUUGGGUGCUGAUUUGGUUCAGCGCAUCGUGUUGGCUGUUCGCCACGGCUUUGGAGAGGCUUUGCAACUUGAGGGUGGUUGUAGCGAUUUGCGUGCGACCCCUCGCCUGCCCGCGCACUUGCGGGUGGCCUUGAACAAUGCCGUGGCGGGACUGGCCCAUGCCGUGCAAAUGCAGCUCCACCAGGUGGGUUUGUGCUGCAAUCCAGAGACGGCAAAGCCAUCCCGCCACCACGGGGAGUUUUUGGCCGAGCUGCAGGGAUCGCAGGGCUUGGAGAUGCGGCGCCAGCUUUUAGAGGACGAUUUGCAUCCCGAACCCGGCGAGCGCUGCCGAGGCGUGUGUAGCAGCCUGGGAGGCAUGCUGGCGCUUCUGGAACAACUUUUGCAGCAGCAAAUGGUCAAUUUUCACCUCCAAUGUAGCUCGGCGCAUGUGGCACCGGUCAUCACAGACUCGCAUUGCCCGUUCCUCAACUACAAGCGACCCAACUUUAUGCAAAGCCAGGCUGGCGUACGAUUACUAUUGGCCUUGAGCAGUUUUGGGCGUUCUCGUUCCUCGCUACUCUUGCAGCUAGCCCACAACGCCUCAAUCUUCCGCCGUCACUCGAUGUUGUUACCUCUGCAAUCACAAUAUCACAAUACCCACGGUCUGGAGCUGUCUACACCGGCUCGCCAGUGCCUAAAUGACUAUCUUGAGCUCAUCCAAAGCAUCAUCAAGAAACAAGCCUCUGGAGACAACGACCACCACCUCCUGGCUCAGCAGGUGGCUGAUCGGACUUUACUGCAAACGAUCCACUCGUGUCUGCUCACCUUGUUACACGAGGCCGAUGAGGAGGAUUACCUGCUGCUGCGGCAUCUCAUACCCGCGGUGGCCACGGCGCAGCAAGCCUUGGUGGCUGUGGACGCACAGGUGGGACUAGACGAAGUAUUUUUUGCAGCUCUUCUCAGGGGUCUACGCCACGCCUGGCCUUCGAUGCAAACUGCUGCGCUCAAUGCCGUGCGGGUGGCCAUGCCUUCGCUCAAUGUCGUGAAUCACGAGGUUUUGUUGGUGGAGGUGCAGACGUAUUGUGUCACGUCUCUGACGUCAGCCCUGAGUAUUUCAUCGUCUGCCAACGACGAGCACAUUCCUCCCCAAUCGGCAGUACUGAGGGCAGUGUUAUUGCUGGUCGCAGAGAUGGUCGUCCAGUUUCGUGAUGCUUGCGUGGAGACGGGUUUUGUCGGGCGGGUGGUGUCCGUACUGGCGUCCCUGGUCGAGUUUGCGUCGCGGGAGCUCGAAGCAUCUGUACUGGAGGCCCUGUAUGCGUGCCUGGAGCACAUGCUACUCAACUUUGUCCUAAGUGUGGGCGAGUGCGAGUGUGUGAGGCAGAGCAUCGUGCGGGCCAACCUGCGCCCGGACGUGGACACGGCCUUGGGCGGGCAUGUGUGGACGUUUCUCUUGGCAGCCCUGUAUACGGCGGGUCACUUUAAGCUGGGGUCUGAGCAGAUGCAAUCGCCUGCCGGGCCCCAGGACACGAGCUCGACGAUGAGUCAUGUGCCGAUGGAGUGGGUGGACUACCUGACAUCCCUGCCAGCCGCCCAGCGGCAGAGCGCGUCGGUGGCGGUGGCGGUGGUGGACAUGCUGCGCUACUGCUAUCCCGCGCGAGACGUCCUGAAAGAUUUGAUGGGCCGAUGGUCGCGGGGCUUGAGUGGGAUGGUGAUGAGCUCGUCUCGGCUGGAUGUGGUUACGUACAUGCAGAGGCUGGGCACGCAAACACACUUUGCCCUGGCAGUCUUUGGAAACCUGAUGACGACACAUGGCGAAGCCGUGUGUGACUGGGUGGCACAAUCGUUGAGCAACUAUGUACACUCGCCGUUUGUCAAGCAAGUCAUGGCAGCUCUACUGUUGGCGGCUGUGCCCAACCCAGUCUUCCGGGCCCUGGCACCGCGGCCUGAGCUUCGUCUGGAAACUGCAGAUCUAGCGUUGCAGGUGCUAACGACCGUGUGCAAGGAGGUUAUGCCGGAGAUUCAGCUGACCCUAGCCUUGCGUCUGGAGGCGGCUGGUGCCGAAGCGGGUGAUGCGGAUGACACAACCAAUCUGGUUGUGGACCUGAGCGGGCCCCCUUCUCCGGACCUGGCUACAGAUUCGCAUGCGACAAGUUCAAACACCUCUCUCUCUCUCUCUCUCUCUCUCUCUCUCUCUCUCUCUCAUCAACUCUCUCUACACCUUUUAGUUUUGUCACACACCUGCAAGGCCGUCUCUUGGGACGACGCACAACGCGGUACUGUGGGCGGUGAGCUUUCCAGCAUCGGCGGCAACAUCACUGAUACCCGCUUGUGGGCCAAGGACGGCCGGCCUUUGUACACGCUACGUUCCGACAACUGGAAUGAAAAGCUGGGCGUCGUCUCGUCCGACAAAGUGGCCCUGCUUGUGGGCAGUCACCUUGAAGAUGCCUCAACCCUCAGCCCCAUCACACUGCGCACCUUUUUGCGGCGGGCGGGUGAGUAUGGUGGCUACGCUGGCGUCCCGGCCGGCACCGACCUAGAUGCUCAGCUCGUGGAUGACAAGGUCUCGAUUCGCUUCCAAACCGUGUUUCUGCCCGUGCAAGACGAUGCACGCCAGCGCGGCGCUCUGGAGUUUUGCACCGAAGCCUACAACUACAACACCCACGAUGACAGUGACCCUCGCAACUUGCUCCUCCUUUGCACAACCCAAGGCACGGCUGUGCAGCAGGAUGGACGCGGCGCCAAGAAGCUCUAUCACCAUGCCUGCCACGAUGGUCAGAUUCACCGCUACUGGCUUGAGGCUGAACGCUCUUCCCACGCAGUGGGCGGUGCACAGGAAGAGACCGAGGCCGAACGGGCAGACGCCCUCGCGCGUGGCAAGGCCACGGCCAGCGUGAUCGGUAUCCCCGCCAUGGGCACCCGCUUCAACGUCCUCAUGACGGUCCAAGUUCCCCUGGUGCAAAAGCCCCGUAGCCGUAGCCGCCACGACUAUACUAUGGCUCUGCAAGACGGCGCUGCCUUCCCCGCAAUCGCGUGCAGCGCCUUUCCCAUGCCCGGAGGAGGAGCACCUCCCUGCCCCUCAAUUUCAAGCUCCAGCUGUGUCGCCCACCGUGGACGCCUGCGAAGCAAAGCCGCCUGCAGGGAGCUGCUCUCAGGCACCGCCAACGCGGCUCGCGUGUCUCGCGGUUCUCAAGUAGAUACCUGGAGUGGCCUCUCCGUCAAGAGCCCCAAGCGUCAGCCUGCCCCCUGCACCGUGACCGUCGUCGUGUACUACACAGUGGCAGGCGGUGUGCCCUCGCCCGCUGAUGUCAAGGCCGCCGUUGACGAUCUCGAGGCCCUCUACGCCAGCUGCGGUGCCACCGGGCGCCUCAACGACGCCGAGUUUGAUUUCAUGAAGCACGAACUCACGACUCACGAGCACCAUGGCGUGUGGCAAAAGGUUCAGGACGAGCCCUACAAGCCCGUCCCCGUCCCCGUGGCCAACUACAAUGUCUUCCCCCAAAGCAGCUAG